Scatophagus argus is the source of this 3215-nucleotide messenger RNA. It is a transcript of the gene ethe1, whose product is annotated as ETHE1 persulfide dioxygenase. Gene Ontology annotation, biological process: hydrogen sulfide metabolic process; glutathione metabolic process. Bases 371 to 1258 code for a protein of 295 amino acids. Gene Ontology annotation, molecular function: sulfur dioxygenase activity. The record is from RefSeq and is a predicted model, not a curated record. The transcript is spliced from 7 exons. Lineage: Eukaryota; Metazoa; Chordata; Actinopteri; Scatophagidae.
UGUGCGAGAUUACCUAAACUGACCCGCUAGACGCGACUGUGGAGGAGUUUGGCCCGUAGGACUUACCCACAUGUUGUUGCUUAAUAAGAAAUAAACUGUCUAUGGAACCAGCUUUAACCACUGUAAACGUGAGUGGCUCCGUAACGCCAUACGGUUCAUUCAAUGUGAGAGUUUAGCUUUCAGACGAACUUUCUCGCAAAGAGUUUGACUUUUAUCUUCCAUCGGAUCGAGGAAAAGGCGACAACGCAACGUCGCAGGCGCCCAGCAGCACCCAGUCAAGUGCCUGCGAUCCGCUGCAGCCUAUCAAAAUAUUCCUCCCAUUUCACAUAAUUGCACGGUUGUGUCGUCCGGAAAUUAUCAGUGAAGGACAAUGUGCUCGCUGAUAAGCAGAGUGAAACCAGUUCAACGGGUCCUGGCUCUCACACUACGCCUCAGCACAAAUACCGGUACUUCGUGGUACGGAGCAGCCGAGAGCAGGCGCUUCUGUCCCGGCCUAAGUACUGACAUCUAUCCGCUACGGGCUACCAGCAGAUCGUACUGCUCCAGGAUGGCGCUAACCGACGGACUGCUCUUCAGACAAUUGUUUGAGACUGAGAGCAGCACCUACACGUACCUGCUGGCAGACUCGGAGACCAAGGAAGCGAUCCUCAUCGAUCCUGUGCUGGAGACUAUUGACAGGGACCUGAAACUCAUAAAGGAACUGGGCCUAAAUCUAAAAGUGGCAGUAAACACCCACUGCCAUGCGGACCACAUCACAAGCACUGGGCUGAUGAAGAAAAGGUUGGUCGGGCUGAAGAGCGCGAUUUCAAAAUUCAGUGGCGCCACUGCAGAUAUCCACCUGUCAGAAGGAGACAAGAUCGCCUUUGGAAAACAUUAUCUGACAGUGAGGGAAACACCGGGACACACUGAUGGGUGUGUGUCGCUGGUGUCCGGGGAUCAGAAGAUGGUUUUUACUGGGGACGCUCUGCUCAUCAGAGGCUGUGGCAGGACAGACUUCCAGCAGGGCUGUGCCAAGAGGCUCUAUGAGUCAAUCCACCAGAAGCUUUUCACUUUGCCAGACCACUGCCUCGUCUACCCAGCACACGACUAUUUAGGUCAGACGGUGUCUACGGUUGGUGAGGAGCGCAAGUUUAACCCACGCUUGACCAAGAGCCUGGAAGAGUUCGUGAACAUCAUGAACAACCUGAAUCUCCCCAAGCCUAAGAAAAUAGAUAUUUCAGUGCCUGCUAACUUGGUUUGUGGAGUGCACCAAAUCUAAAUGUCCUGCAGAAGAGAGGAUUUCAAUCAAAUCAGCUAUUUUAAGUUUAUAUCUGGAGCAUUAACCAUAAUCUUCGUGCCAUGCAGUGCAUUAUUGCCCUGUACAACCCUGAUCCAAUUCUAAAAAACUUGGGAUGCUGUGUGUAAAUAAAUAAAAACAGAAAGCAAAAAGUUGCAAAUGAAAUGCGUUUGUCAACAACAGUUUCACGUAGUGUUUCCGAGCCCAUACAGGAUGCUUCUUUCAUACCAAAUCAUGAUGCUGGCACCUGUUUGUGGCUGAAAUGCUGACAAAACACUGGACGACGUACACGCCGCCUUCAAAAACUCACUUUUCAAUUACAUUUAGUCAAGAUUUGGAAUCCUAAAGUUGUUGAACUGGAUAUGUGAAGUUCUAUUUUACUGUGUAAUUAUUUUAUUUACACAGCAUCACACCUUUUUUUGAAUCAGGGCUGUAUUUAGGUCGAUAUAAGGAUGUAUGUUUAGUUAUUAAAAAUCUGCAGUAAUUUACAGCUACUGACAUCGUUGUGAUCAUGCUUAAAAUAUUAAUUUAUUUGGUUCUGUGAUUAGACAUGACUGCUAAAGGUCUGUUAAUGAGGUAAAACCACUACUGAUGUAUUCAUACAUUAAUUUUAAUAUGUGAGUAUCCUCAUCUCCUUGUUCUGCUGCGUUUUUAUGAAUUGGGGAGGAAACUUACAAGAAGGAAAGUUCAGAUCGGAAUGUUCCAUUCAAGGUUUGGUUUAGUAUUCAUGAAUGCUAAACGGGGACAAUUGAGUUCUUCCACAUGGCCUUUCCAGUGAUUCCAGCCUCCUUUAGCUGAGCCCUCACACACACACACACACACAGUCACAGUCAUACUGCUGCCAGCCAAGGCCUUUUUGCAUAGCAGGAAGAUAAAACUACACUUAUUUGCAUGUUGAAUCAAUGAGGGCCCGGUUUCCAUUGACAACACUGCCAUGUGUUUUGUACUCUGAACUCUCAUCUGUUGUUCCAGAUGUCUAAUAGAUGAAGGUGUCUGUUGAGAUGUGUGUCCUCAGCACAGUCAGGUACGGAGAAGAGCAUCCGUACCAAGAAUCGGCACUGUGAUGUCUGCUUCUGGGUUUCCAGAUGUUCUGUAUGUGCUACUCGUAGCUCGCAGCCCUGUAAGACAGGUUUUAUUUGGGAGUGUCGGCCUCUGACUGAGUGACACACUUCUACCACAGAAACUUGUACAUGUGAUUGUAUGAAAGUACGCAGUUCAGUUUGCUCAUUCUGGGAAUUGUAUAAUUUCCUCUGUGGUUAUGGAGGGAAAUUUUUAAAGAAAAAAAAAUAAUCCUGAUGUCAGCUGUCACAGCCAGGGUUUGGAGCAUACAAACUUGUAACAGAAAGCACAUGAUACAAACUGGAAGUGGUUGAAGUGUGUGGGUGUUUACCGGCCAGAGAGGGUCCAGCAGAAGAUUUGGGUUUCAUUUUGUUGACCCACAUGAGGGACUAAAUGUCAGGGUAUCUGCACAGCAUUUUCACCAUUCUGUCUUCUAUACAUUCCUUAUAGGAAGUGCAAAUUUAAAUCACUGGAAUAACACUUGUAAACAUAUAAACUAUUACAGGAAACCAAAAUACUCCACAGCAACAUAUUAAAUGCUCUUGAAUGGCUUAAAUCUUGAAUUUACCACAACCUACCAAGAAGAGAAAAAAGCAGAAACACUCCUGUAUUUUAGAUUAACAUCAAACAGCUCAAUCAUCAAAUAAUGUAUUUCCUGUCUUUUCUUUAUUAUAACGGUAAGUGAUCAGUAAUCCAACAAUCCACUGAUCCUGACGCUCUAAAGCAGAUCAGGGAUCUGCCAUGAUGUGAUCGAUCCAUGUUAAAUUCAGUUACUUUGUCAAUUGUUUUAAAUGUGAGGACUAUUAUGAGACUGGUUUUUGAUAUCUGCAGUGAUAAACAGUAUGCACGUUUUGCUGUAUUAAAUCUGAUGCACAUCCUU